CUCUUCUUCCGUUUUUUCUUUUUUUUUCUUUUUUGGAAAUAUGUUUCCCUGCAGAAAUGAUGGAUGCAAUAGACUCCAUUGAUCCAUACAGCCGACCAGCGCGCAGGACACAAUGGAUAGUGAGCACUUUGGCGUACCAUUACGGACUGGACCGGGGAGUGGAGAACGAAAUUAUAGUUUUGGCCACCGGCUUGGAUCAGUAUUUACAGGAGAUUUUCCACCACAUGGACUACCAAGGUGGAGGCAAAAUCCCCGUGGAGGACUUUAACAUCCUGUGCGAAGUUCUGGGACUGAACAAAGACUCGUCGGAGGACACGGAGUGCGCCGGCGUUUUGGACAAUCUGCCCAGCGAGCUCACGUUCAGGCACUUCCACGCGAAACUCUGCGGAUACUUCAGCACCAAGGCCGGCUGUCAGUAUGAGAACGGCCGGCUGCUGGUCGGCAUGGACAGCGAGCACAUAGAGACUCAGAUCCGCCUCAGGAGCCCCCUGAAGCGGCGAGAGAAGCUGCUGUCUGUGGGCGCCAGCGGCCGGUCCUCCCCUUCCCCGGAGGGACGGCACGCCUCCGGCUGCAAGCUCGGCUCCUGCACCCGGGAGUGCUACGAGGAGAUCGUGGCCCUGGAGGAGGCGGAGGACCGGAUAGCCAAGCUGGAGGAUGAGAAUGCGAGUUUGAGGGAGCUGAUUGAGGACAUGCGAGCUGCGCUUCAGAGCAGUGAUGCCCGCUGCUUGGCUCUGCAGGUCGGACUGUGGAAAAGCCACUCCAAGCACAAACCAGAAGAAGGCUGCUUCAUUGCCCACCAGAGACAAGCGGCCCAGAAAAGUGUGGCCGACACCAACGUGAAAAGCAGCACCUACACAGAGCUGAAGAGCUUGCAGAACAUUAUCCAUGAGAUCGAGCUGCUUCGUAGCUCCAGAGACCGUCAGGUGGAGGAAGCCAUGCUGUCUAAUCAGAGACUGGAGCAGGAGCUGUGGAGCUCUAAAGAGGCCAUGGCCGCUCUGGAGGACUGUAACCGGGCUCUGAAGAGGGAGCAGGUGGGCAUGAGGAGGAAGGUGGAGGAGGCCAGACAGGCGCUGGUCAGUGGACUGGGGAAAGUGAAGGACCUGGAAGCCAAGGCCAGUCAUGUGCCAGCGCUGCAGAGCCACAUCCUGCAGCUGGAAUCGGAGCUCCUCUUCUACAGGUCGGAAGUGUCAAAACUACAACUUCCAAGCAGCACCAGGGCGGAGCAGCAGCUGAGCGUCGGCGGCAGGCUGAACCAGAGAUGCUGCUUGGACGCCCAACACGACCGCUGCUCCCCGACAGGUCGCGCUGUCACCACCCCGGACAAGAUGGAGGAGCAGCUGUUUCGGUCGGUGGAAGGCCAGGCAGCCUCAGACGAAGAGGAGGACAAGUGGACCGGAGAUCAGCAGAGGCGGGUGGACGAGGUGAAGAGGAUCCUGACCAGACUGUCCUGUUGUGGGGAAAGGUGCGAUGACAAGACAUUCAAGAAGCUGAUGUCUAAUUUCGGGAGCUCGAGAAGCGAAGAAAGCUGCAGCGCAGUGGUGGAGCUCUUGGAAAGGGUGACCAGGUUGCAUAAGCAGCUGGAGUUGAAAGAAAGCAAAGCAGAGAUGGACAUGGACCAGAUGAAGGACUCCCUGAUGCAGGAGCUGCAGCAGAAGGCCGAGGAGACGGAGCUGCUUCAGAUGGAGCUGCAGAUGCUGGAGACGGAGAGGGUUCGCCUGUCGCUGGUGGAGGAGAAGCUCGUGGACAUCCUGCAGCUCCUCCAGCAGCUCAGAGACCUGAACGUCUCACGGAGGUCUCUCGGGAAAAUCUUGCUCAGCACAUUGGAGUCUUGCAGCGACCCGCAACACGGCAAAGCCCACAUUCUGGAGGUGCUCAACGCUCUCUAUCAUGAGCUGGCUGCUUGUGAGAUUCUGUCUACUGGGGGACCUUUGGAGAGGACGCAGAGUCAGCAGUCUCUCAAUGGCCUCAUCAUCUCCUGCUAAGCAAGACUGCCUCCUGGUGGGCGCAGAACGCUCUAACAUCUUCCUCACGGACACUGAAAACCUAAUGGUGGUCAAAAAUCAAGCUGAUGUGUAUAUUGUAUUAUACUGUAGCUUAUAUACGCUGUUCAUCAUAUCUUAUAUAAAGGGACGUUAGCCUAGAAUUAUUGUACCGAAGAUAAAAAUGAAAUUCUUGUUUAUACAGGUUUUUUUUUUUUUUCCCCCUCAAGAGCUUUUAUUGCACAUUCAUGAUCCACUAGGGAAUGCUUUUGUGAUUAAUUGUUCUACAACAGACUUAUUAAUGUGAAAAUGUGGAAAUAAGCUCAACUUUAAAGGAGUGUAAAGUGCUCCACUAGACAACAGGCCAAUGACAUGCUCGGUAAAAGAUUUUAAAGGUUCACAAACCUGCAUUUUAAAAUCAGAUGAGUUGAGGGGAUUUUGUUUUUAUAAAAUGCCGAUGCAGACUAUACCGAGGAAUGCAACCGAUGUUUGACCAACUCUGUAGACCACAGCUGGUGUGCACAACACUGAGUUUUAUACCAGGGGUCCUUAUUAAACAUGUAAUGUUCAGAACCAUCAACCACAUUGUAGCAUCACAUGAGCUGGACCAAUAAAACAUCAUUGCAAUUUUGUAAA
This is a messenger RNA of Stegastes partitus (bicolor damselfish), 2615 nucleotides long. RefSeq names its product EF-hand and coiled-coil domain-containing protein 1. Lineage: Eukaryota; Metazoa; Chordata; Actinopteri; Pomacentridae. The transcript is spliced from 8 exons. Bases 57 to 1982 code for a protein of 641 amino acids. Gene Ontology annotation, molecular function: calcium ion binding. The record is from RefSeq and is a predicted model, not a curated record.